GUCUCCUAUCGAAGCAUAAGCAUAAGCCCUACCAGUAUCAGAGAUUUAUCGUUUUCCAUUGAUUCCAAGCCGUUUCUGCAAAUCGAUAAGUUUCACGUGCAAUCUUUUGUGCCCGACGAGAUCUAUGUAAGCACCAGCGUCGAUCACCUGGAGGCCAUCAACUUCAAUCUGACCAUAAAAGUGCCCUUUGCCGGCAAACUGCUGAUGCAUAUCUUCCUGAGAAAGCUCUCUGACACGCCUGGGGGCUCGGACUUCAGCGAUCUGAUGCGCUUGAAGAAUAGGGAUCUGUGCAAGAUGCUCGACUCGCUGCGGAAUAUCUCAACGGAUCAUGGCCAAGGGGAGAGCCUGCUGCCGUCCACCUUCUUCAUAUCCUGUCCGCUCGUUCCCGGAUUCUACUACGUGGCGAACAGUGCCAUUGAUGUGAAGUUUGUUCCCUUUCGCGUGCCCGAUGGCAGAUAUCUGGCAAUGCUGGAACUGGUGCAGGUUUACGAGGAGGUCAUCAAAUUGGUUACCUGCAGAAUCAAGUUUAGCAUGACAACCCCGCCGGGCUAUGUAGUGAAAUCAGAUCUGAAUAACAAGCCUCCAAAGGAAGAGCCUCCGAAGGAAGAGCCUCCGAAGGAAGAGCCUCCGAAGGAAGAGACUCCGAAGGAAGAGCUUCCGCAGGAAGUGCCUCCGAAGGAAGAGCCUCCGAUGGAGGAGUCCGAAGAUGUUUCCGAUAGUAGCCUGGAUGACUAUGAAUAAGUUUUGACCAUUCAUAUAUUAUAUCAUUGGUUCCACGCCUUAGACCUGCCGCAACAGUUGACUACGAUAUCUUUCUUUCAUCAUCUUUUCUGUGCGAAAUCAAAAUUUAUUGCCAUCUCCGAAACAGUUUAAACACAAAUUGACACAUCUCACACAUGGCCAGAGCCAGGCCCAUGCCAACUUAAUUGAAAUCCCCAGGGGCAUGGGAAAUAUACCGCUCAGCUACAGGCAGACGACAAUGAUCCAUUGUUGCACAGCUGAUACUUGAUAUGAUAUGCAUUUGGUAUACAUUUACUACAAUAUAUAUGCAUAUAUCUAUAUCAAUUUACGGAAUGUGUGACAACUGGUGGCAUUGCCAUCUGUUCAUUCUCAAAAUCCAUUAAAUUAACAUAUCUAGAGCGGCUGCGGCUGCUGGUCGAAUGUUUCCGGUUUUUCUUCUUCUAGUACGGAUAAGCUGCAGCCUCAUCGUCAUGAAUGACUUGGCUUCCAGCAUGACAUGGCACUAAUGCUGGCCUCCGCCCAGCCCAAAACUCGAAUUCAAAAUCGAACGUUUACUUUGCUUUGCUGUUUUAUUUUGUAUUGAUUUAGUGAUCGUAUCUUCACGAUUGAUGGCUAUUAGAAGUGUCAAAUAUUUAUGGAUCUUGAUCUUCACUCUCAUUCUGUCCGGCUAUCAUUUGUUUUAAUUGGCUUGGCCAUUGAUCAAUCAGGCGUGGAAAGGUAAACAAUAUCCGCAAUAUCGUUCUUGAACUUGAAGGUGUUAAAGUGUUUAGAGGGGGCCUAUAAUAGUGAUAACUGAAUGGUGGAAUCUUUUUUGUGUGAUCUCAAUAGUCUUCUUCUUGCCUGAGCUGACCAACUUCCAGAGUGGCCUUCAGUUGAGCAGCUUUUUCAUUUACUUAGUAUUACUCAGUGUUUAAUCAACGAUCCAACUUAUUCAGUGGACCUCCCCCCACCCCCUCUGAUAAACAGAAGAUAUGCCACCUAAGUGAACAGGGCAUGGCUUUGGUUUCGGGGCUUUUAGCCGUUGGUUUAGUUUUUGCUGUUUAAAGACGAGCAUAAGCCUGACUUGCACAGAGACUCGAAGACACCUGCCAGACAGGGCCUUGCCCCCCUCCCCGCUGGCCUCUGGCCUGCAGAUGUUUUUGGCCAUGUUUCGUUUUGUUUGGUUUUCUUGUUUUGUGUCUGUCUUUGUUUUGUUUAUGUAUCGCUUAUUUGUCCACUUCUCCA
Drosophila miranda is the source of this 1965-nucleotide messenger RNA. RefSeq lists its product as uncharacterized. The record is from RefSeq and is a predicted model, not a curated record. The transcript has a single exon. NCBI's taxonomy places the organism in Eukaryota, Metazoa, Arthropoda, Insecta, Diptera, Drosophilidae. The annotation marks the transcript as partial.